Acanthopagrus latus (yellowfin seabream) is the source of this 510-nucleotide messenger RNA. RefSeq names its product lipopolysaccharide-induced tumor necrosis factor-alpha factor homolog. The transcript has 3 exons. Bases 98 to 364 code for a protein of 88 amino acids. Gene Ontology annotation, molecular function: zinc ion binding. The record is from RefSeq and is a predicted model, not a curated record. NCBI's taxonomy places the organism in Eukaryota, Metazoa, Chordata, Actinopteri, Spariformes, Sparidae.
UUUAAAUCUUGUUAUAAUUUGUGUUUCCUGUCUUUAAUAUGCUCAUGUUGUUGCCUGUAUUCACCAAAAUCUUUGAUAUGAAUUGUUUACAGGAACAAUGGCGAAUGCACAAAUGCCUGUUGUGCCGGUCGCUCCGCUGGGCGACAGUCCGGUUCAGGUCACCUGUCCUAAGUGCCAUCAGACAGUUCUGUCCAAGGUGAACUACUCCGCCGGUUUGCUCACCUACCUUUUCUGUGGAGGACUCUUCCUCUGUGGCUUUGUUUUAGGCUGCUGUCUCAUCCCGUUCUGUGUGGACCGGCUGAGAGACGCGAAGCACACCUGCCCGACCUGCAAGACUGAACUCGGCGUGUAUAAACGCUUAUAAACUAUAUUUUAUCUUUUUAAAGGCUUUAAGGUUCAAACGUGUUUGUUUCUGCUUCAACAUGUUGUUUGGAUUUCGGGACUUUUUGUUUCAUCUUGGCUCUGCAAACUUACCAGAGGACAUUUUUUCCACUACUUUCUGACAUUUUA